Messenger RNA from Pieris macdunnoughi, 1083 nucleotides. The record is from the annotation of a GenBank genome assembly. NCBI's taxonomy places the organism in Eukaryota, Metazoa, Arthropoda, Insecta, Lepidoptera, Pieridae.
AUGACUAUUCUACUUUAUGACAAGUUGGAUUUGGACGAAAAAGCGUCGAACAAGCUCAAGGCAUGGAAAGUGUGGCAUUUAAUUAUUUACGCGCUUGCUGCCAGCUUCGCCAUAAUGAACUACGUAUUUCUUCAAAACACUAUGCAGCUAGUCGACAAUAACUGUGUGCUUGCUCCGCGCCAGUUGAGCUUCAAAAUGGUGGAUGUGCCAAUAGAAAAUACGCUCAAUCAAAAUGGAAAUUAUAAUGCUCAAGAUGACAAAGCUAACAGUACUGAUGUGACUGAAAAAAAUAUAAUAGACAAGUACAAAAAUGAUACAGAGAGUAACACACAAACACACGUGAUGGAUGACUUGGAAAUUUCAACAUUGGAAAGCCGCCUAAUCCUGGACACCUCCCGAACACUGUUCAGUCAAGAUUGUGAUCUCGCGGAGUAUGCGCCAGUGAUGUCUUUCAUAGUUGCUGCGACUUGGGCCACUCUCUUCACCAUGUGUCCAGGAGGCGGACGUCCUAGAUCCGGUCUUCGCCAGCCGUGGCGCAUCCUGGCCCCAGCACUAAUAUUCGCUAUCGUGAUGGUGAUUCUGACUGGAAUAAGCUUCACUAAGACAAACAACGGCCUGGUGGACUUCUGUACAGCGUUUCAAAAUGUUACAAAUGCGACAACGUGUUCGUCUGUGGAUCCGUAUUUAGAGCGAUCAUGGCAAGCGUCUUGGUCUUUCGGGGCGCGUACAGCAGCGACGCGAGCUGCGAGCGCGGGCGUAUGGGCUUCUUGGGCUUGUGCAGUCGCUUUGUUCCUCAUUCGGUGCCUGGCAGCACCUGACUUUGAAGUACGACGCACUGGAGCUUACUUAAAGGACCCUCAAAAUAAACUGACACCAUAUUUGCGAAAAACACGCCGACAGCGAAGUAGCGCUUCGCCAACUAAACGAGAUACCACCUCUGUAAAAUCAGAGCCUACCAUAACCGAACUAGUGACGGUCUCCAUUGAACAUGAACAGGAUACGGCUCCAAACUCAGCUCAAGGCUCACCCCUGAAACAUCCAAUCGAUCCUACAGUUAUGAAUUCUCCAUACAAACUAGAUUGA